AGUUUACUAUUGCUCUCGUUCUUGUCAGUCGCAGCUGUUUCCAAAAGUGCUUGAGCGUCAGACAAGUUUGUGGAACGAUAACAAUUGUUUGGCGCGACCUUCGUCGUACUUAACGGUACACGGCCGUGGUAUAGGCGGUCGCAUCGCGAAGAUAAAUGCAGAUUUCGCGCCGGGACGCGCGGCCUUUUCAUUCUUCCUCGCCGCAGCCUUCUUCCAUCGGCUCCCACGAUGUGUCUGCUGUUCGUCUACACUAAUCCCGACCCGGACGAUGACGAAUUCAGCAUGGUGCUGGUCAACGUCAGGGACGAGUUCUUUCAUCGCCCCACGAAGCCAGCGUCUUUCUGGGAGGACGACCCUGACAUUGUCGGAGGUCGGGAUCAGGAGAAAGGUCGUGAGGGGGGCACGUGGUUGGCUGUGUCCAAGGAUGGCCGUAUUGGCGCACUGCUCAACAUCCUCCAGCCGGCCCAUCGCAUGGAUCCCACAAAGCGUGGCCGAGGGUUUCUGGUUGUGGACUUUAUAAAGUCCUCAAUGGACGGCAAUGCGUACCUGACAAAACUGAUGAAGGAGAAGGACGAAUUCAAUGGAUUUCUUUUUGUCGCCAUCGAGGCCAAGCCUCUUAAGAAGAAUAUCUCCAUGAGUUACUACAGCAACCUCCAAGAGGGCGGACCGGUGCAAACAGAGCCUGGUUUUCAUGCAUUUGGCAACAGUGUACCUCCACAGUUCUGGGCCAAAGUCAAGUAUGGCAAACAAAAAUUUGAGGAGCUCGUCAGGCAGAACAACCGGUUCUCGCAGAAAGAUCAGCUUCUCAAGGAGAUAUAUGAUUUUCUGGAUGAAUCAACGUCCUACCCGGUGGAUGACGCCAUGAGAAAACAGUCACAAGAGCCUGAAGCAACCUUGAGGCUGAUGAACCAGAUGAAGUACAUCUUGCCCAACUACAAUUACGGCACAAGGACACAAACCAUCCUCUUUGUGAACGGUGCGGGCAAGGCCGAGUUUAUCGAGAAGACUAUGAAGGAGCCCAUCGACAUAACGUCUAAGAUUGUGUGGGAGACAAAGACCUUCACCUUCGACAUUGCAUGAUUUGUGGAUGUUAUAGUUCUCAGACGCAAAAUCUGGUCACCAUUUUUGUUCUUUUUAUGUUGGAUGUGUUUCAGCGUAUGUAGUCCUUUGUAUCAUGUAGCACUCCUUUUCACGGUGAAAUUCCAGAUUAUAGAUAUUAUCGAAUACUCCGGGAAGAGAUACUAUACAUGAAGCAUGGAGCCUCUGUUUAUGGGGAUCCUUGCUGUUAUGCUGGUGAUUAAAGAUUUUAUGAAUACGUGUUGUUGAACCAGAA
Rhipicephalus microplus (southern cattle tick) is the source of this 1333-nucleotide messenger RNA. RefSeq names its product transport and Golgi organization 2 homolog. NCBI's taxonomy places the organism in Eukaryota, Metazoa, Arthropoda, Arachnida, Ixodida, Ixodidae. The record is from RefSeq and is a predicted model, not a curated record. Gene Ontology annotation, biological process: protein secretion; Golgi organization. Gene Ontology annotation, cellular component: Golgi apparatus.